Ascoidea rubescens DSM 1968 is the source of this 588-nucleotide messenger RNA. RefSeq names its product mediator complex subunit MED7 (gene MED7). The annotation marks the transcript as partial. The transcript has 2 exons. Gene Ontology annotation, cellular component: mediator complex; core mediator complex. Gene Ontology annotation, molecular function: transcription coregulator activity. Lineage: Eukaryota; Fungi; Ascomycota; Saccharomycetes; Ascoideales; Ascoideaceae. The record is from RefSeq and is a predicted model, not a curated record. Gene Ontology annotation, biological process: regulation of transcription by RNA polymerase II.
GAGUCUGAUUUGGCAGCUUUGUAUCCACCACCACCACCAUACUACAAGUUUUUCACGGCUGAGAACAUUGAUAAGGCCAAAAUAUGGUUGAAGGAGAAUGAAGAUAGUUACAAUGAUGAUAAUGAUGAAACAAAUUACCCCAAGGAAGAAUUCAGGUUCUUGAUACCUCCAAAGAAACCUACGGGACCACACUAUCGAUGUUUCGGUAAUAUAUGGCCAUUUGAUGACAAGAUACCCACUUUGAAAGAGCAAAAUAUCCCCCAGCUAUAUCAGGACAUAACUUCAUCACAGCAUGGUCAAGAUCCCACGCAAGUUGAAUUGGAAAAAUUGACCAAAUCAUUGUUAGUUGUGUUUCUUGAGAUAAUUGGUAUAAUUUCAAUAAAUCCCAAUGUUUACCAAGAGAAUCUUGAGAGAUUACGGAUAAUAUUAAUAAAUAUACACCAUUUAUUAAACGAAUAUAGGCCUCAUCAAUCUCGAGAUACGUUAAAAUUAUUAUUGGAAAAACAAAUUGAUAUUAAGAAUAGAGAGAUCAUGAAGAUUGACAAUGAUUGUAAAGUGGUAAAAGAUAAAAUAUUCAAAAUUGUUGAA